AUGGAGAAGAUGAAGAAAUCCCAAAUUCUGAAGCUUUUUUUGAUAUCAGCUCUUUGCAUUAUAACGCCUCUUUUAUCCACAUCUUUCAGACCUAAAUAUCUCUACUUCAUCGUCAACAUUCUCAUCAUUGCAGUUGGAGCAGAAUCCGGGCUUGCUUCAUUUUUCCUUAAAGCUCCAGAAAACAAAGAACGUGCAGAGAAAUCGACCACCACCUCAAACGAUGUUACUAACAGUAUAGAUCAGACUACGAACAAAUCGGUUAGGGUUUUCAAGAAAUCUUCAUCUGAGAAGAUUGCCGAUACAGUAAAGGUUUUAGAAAAAUCUCCUCCGACCCAGGGCCUAUUUUUUAUUGAAGAAGCAGACGAAGAAGAUUGCAUCGAAGAAGACGAUGUCGAUGAUGAGGGAGAAGAGGUUGGGGUGCUUAGUGGGCAGGAAUUAUAUCAUAAAGCUGAGACAUUUAUUGGAGACUUUUAUAAUCAGUUGAAGAUGCAGAGAGAUGAAUCAAUGCAGAAACUUCAUGGCAUUUAUCAAAAGGCCUUUUGA
Molecule: messenger RNA, 543 nt
Organism: Fraxinus pennsylvanica
Lineage: Eukaryota; Viridiplantae; Streptophyta; Magnoliopsida; Lamiales; Oleaceae
Source: the annotation of a GenBank genome assembly